This is a messenger RNA of Daktulosphaira vitifoliae (grape phylloxera), 1923 nucleotides long. RefSeq names its product F-box only protein 28-like. Gene Ontology annotation, biological process: positive regulation of DNA-templated transcription. The record is from RefSeq and is a predicted model, not a curated record. The coding region runs from base 405 to 1835 and encodes 476 amino acids. Gene Ontology annotation, cellular component: nucleus. NCBI's taxonomy places the organism in Eukaryota, Metazoa, Arthropoda, Insecta, Hemiptera, Phylloxeridae. Gene Ontology annotation, molecular function: protein binding; transcription coactivator activity. The transcript is spliced from 10 exons.
UGUCCAACAGUCGACUAUUCUAACGCAGUUUGGAGCUGGUACUUUACGUGCCAAUCAACAGCCUUGCUCCUCCACCCCUCGUCACACGUCUUUCUCUGCCGCUUCCAAGUUGGUGGUCGUUACCGACCAUAUAGUAAAUACAUUAUUAGCGUCGAGGUAUCUAUUAAAACUAUGUGCAAAUAAACAAAGUUUUUCUAACUACAUUGAUUUUGUCCAAGCAGACUCGCAGCUUCAAUGCGAAACAGAAGAAUUGUUAAUGCACUUAUGAACAAAUCUAGUGAAAACUAUAUCAAAUAUGCUCUACAUUUGUAAUUAUUAAAGAAUAAACAUUCCUCAUUGUUGUUAAGAUUAAAUAAAGAAGAUUUGUACAGUUACUGCAUAAAAAUUUGCUUUGAAGUUAUAAAAUGGUAGCAACUAGACAACAAUGUAGUGGAAGUUCUAGUUCUGGUACAAAUAGUAAGCUAACUGUAUUACCUAAACCAGAAAAAAAUAUUUUGGUUGGUAAUGUGAUUACUUGUGCACCUUACAACUCAAAUCAAUCAAGUCAAGUGAAUUUAUUAGAUCUACCCUAUGAAGUGCUUGAAAAAAUAUUGUCUUAUACAUCUUUUAAACAAAUAUCUCAACUUAGAGCAGUAUCUCGUCAACUCAAUGUAAUAUGUAGUACCAUACUAAAUUCAACUUUUCAGCGGUUACAAAAUCAAAUGUUACAUCGAUUUCAAAUUAUUAAAGCUAAAAUGCCACGGCGUGAAUCUGCUAGACGACAACAUCCUUUAGCUUGUGAAUCUGAUAUUGUUGAAACUCUUCACAUGAGAUUACUAUUAUUGCGUAUGGCAUUUGGAAAACAUAUUGAAAGAAAACAUAUAUGUUUUUUUGCAGGAGAGAUAUUGGAUGAAGUCUAUAAAAUUUUACAUUAUAUCAAAGUAACUAAAAGUUUAGCAAGACCAUAUAAAGUAACUGAUGAGUUAUUUGAUUUGUCUACUAUGGCUAUGGAAUAUUUUCGGGAAAGGAUUGAACCUACUCUUCCUGAAAUCAGACUUUUUGCAAAUGAUUAUCAUGAGUUCCCAUCCCCUCUAGGACCUUCCAAUAAUAGAACUUUUACAAGUAUGUGUCUUAGGAAACGUAGCUUAAUGAUAAGAGAAGGAUCAGUUUCAAGUCUUGAAAGUAAACGAGCCUCAUCUGAAAGUCCUCAGUGUGGUGGGUCAAUGCUAAGAAAAAAUGUUUGUAAAAUUAAACAAGGAAUUAAAACCUCGCAAAACUGUCAUUUAGAAAGAGACUUUUUUGAUUUACGAAAGCAACUACGCAAAUCUACAACUCAUGUUGGUAAUUUACAACGGGAAUUAAAACAGUGUAAAUCACAAAUAGCUGAUCAACACAAAACAUUGAUUGAAUAUUCAAAUAGAAUGGAUGAAUAUGACAAGAAAAAUGAAGAAACUAAUAGGAAAUUUAGUACAUUGUUGCAAGAACUUAAUAAAUGUAAAACUGAAAUACAAUAUUUACAAUCUGCAUCAUCUUCAUCUACAUUGUCAGUAUGUUCAUCAUGUAAUAAUACAUCAAGUAAUUUAUCAUUAGCUAUGGGUCCACCAAUAUUGAAUUCUACUGUUAACUCAGUGCGAACAAGAUUGCAUAACCAAGGCGAACAAUCAUAUCAAGAUACAGUUGAAGAGCCAUUAUUACAAGUUGAACCAUCAUCUGUUGAGGAAUCAAAGAGUGCUGACGAACAAGAACCAUCAACUAGUACUGGUUUGAAACGAAAAAUGGAAGUUUCUGUACCCAAAGUUACUAAACGUGUUAGGACAAUAGUAAAAAAAGUACGAAAUACAAAUAGUAUAAGCUAAACAUCAACUUAAUUGAAUAAUGUUUAAUAAAUUUUGUUAAACCGAAACAAUCUUUUACAUUCAUAGACGUAAUGAAAUGUCCAGUUAA